Molecule: messenger RNA, 564 nt
Organism: Urocitellus parryii (Arctic ground squirrel)
Lineage: Eukaryota; Metazoa; Chordata; Mammalia; Rodentia; Sciuridae
Source: RefSeq, a predicted model, not a curated record
CCUCAGGUCCAGUAGGGCCUGGCGCCCGGCGGUGACAUCUGUGCAGGAGAAAUGAGCCCCAGGGGCCUGAUGGCCUGGCCACCCUUGGCUCUGCUGCUUCUCUGGCUCCCAGACUGUGUUCCUCUGAGCGGCCCCAGCAAGGUGACGGGCACCGUGGGAGGAUCCCUGCAUGGCACAAGCAAGGUGACGGGCACCGUGGGAGGAUCCCUGAUCGUGCAGUGUCAGUAUGGCAAAGAAUUCAAGGACAAUGACAAACUGUGGUGCAAAAAAUCAGUUUUCUAUUGUAAAGAUAUUGUGAAGACCAGAGGCUCAGGGGGAAAGGUGCGGAGCGGCCGAGUGUCCAUCAGGGACCACCCUGCAAAGCUCAGCUUCACAGUGACCAUGGAGCGCCUCACCCUGGAGGACGCAGGCUCCUAUGAGUGCUGGGUGGACACACCAUGGCUCAGCAUCCUUGACCUGUCCUUCAAGGUUGAGGUGGCCGUGCAGCCAGGCUUCCUGACUCCUAAGGGGACUCUGCUCCUAGUGGACCUGGUGGUCCUGGGUCACAGCAUCCCUUGUGGNUGA